UGGAACACUCCGGAUGCAAGCGAGAAGCGAUGCAGUCCUCUUUUCCCUUCUCAAGGCCCCAUACUUCCGCCUCAUCUCUCCGCACCCCGCACCCCACACCCACACUGUUGGGAUCACGCCGGUCUUUAGCACGACCUACCAAGUACGCUGGUCUAUAUAGUGCAGCUGUGCCUCCGCAAACAUGAUCGUCAGCUACUUCUCUACUACUGUUUGCUAUUUCAACGACAAUCAUCAUGGUGUUAUCCGGCUAUCCCCUCGAGGUUGCUCUCACUGUGGCCAAUUCGGCUGCUCAGGCAUGGUAUGGAUAUGAUCAAGGUGUCAUCAGUGGCAUUCUCAUCAGUCCUUACUUCAUCUCAACUUUCCCUCAAACGAAGAACUCCAACACUCAAGGUAUCACUGCUAGUUGCUUCUCGCUCGGAAAUCUGGCGGGUUGCUUGUUUGCCGCCUUGUUCGGAAAUCGUCUAGGUCGCAAAAACACAUUGAGAACUGGAGGCACCGUCUCAGCUAUUGGAGCAAUACUUCAGUUCUCAGCUACGAGUUUUCCUCAGCUGAUCGUGGGUCGAGUCAUCAAUGGCAUGGGCAAUGGAAUGACGAGUUCGACCUGUGGCAUGUAUCAAGCCGAGUCUUGUCGAGGACCUCGACGAGGAAAGCUCUCUGUGAUUGUCGUGCUGCAUAAUGUUGUCUUCUACUGCUUCGCUAGCUGGCUUACCUUGGCUUGCUCGUACAUCAACAAUAGCGCUCAAUGGAGAUUACCCCUGGCACUUCAACUCAUUCCAUGUCUUGCAAUGUUCUCCCUGCUCCCACUCCUUCCCGAGUCUCCUCGCUGGCUCGUCAUGCAAGACCGCAUGGACGAUGCUCAAGACGCCCUCUGUCGCUACCUCGGCAAAGACCUUUCACCAGACGACCCAGAAGUCCUCCGAGAACUAGCUUCCAUCGAAGAAGCCUACAAACUCGAAGUACAAUCCAGAAUCUCGUUCAAAGAAGUCAUCAUGUGCCGCGACCGGUCUCGACAUCUCCACCGUCUUCUCCUAGGAAUGGGUGGUCAGUUUAUGCAGCAGUUCGGUGGGAUCAAUGCUCUUAAUUACUACUUUCCAAUCAUCCUUGAGGACAAUAUUGGUCUAUCUACGCUGAUGGCGAGAAUUUUGACCGGGUGCAAUGCUACCAGUUAUAUGAUAUCGUCAGCACUCGCUUUCUGGAUGAUUGAGCGAGCGGGACGUCGAACACUCAUGCUGAGUGGUUUGGGUUUGCAAUGUCUGGCAUAUGUGAUGGUCGCUAUUGCGAUUGCUCUGCAGAGCGAGGCUCCUUUCCAGUGGGGUGCCGUUGCAAUCACUUUCCUCUUCUUCUACUACGCUGCAUUUGGUUGCACUUGGGGAAUGGUACCUUGGGUAUACCAAGCAGAAAUCAAUUCCCUAGCCAUGCGAACAAAGGGUUCUGCUGCAGCUACUGCCACAAAUUGGCUCUUCGGUUUCGUUUGCACUCAAUUCACUCCCACUGGUAUCAAGAACAUUGGGUAUAGAUUUUACAUCAUUUUCGCCGCAUUCAACCUACUCUUUGUACCAAUCGUCUACUCCCUGUAUCCCGAGACCUCGAAUCGUACUCUCGAAGAUAUCGACGAGUAUUUUGAUGUCGAUUCUGGACACACGACAAUCAUUCCGAUCGGGGACAAGGCAACGAAGUCUACGGCGAGACCGCAGGAGGCUAUCGAUGCAGAGGUACGACGUGUUGAGACGGCUACUACGUUGGUGGGGAAGAAGACGGAUGAUCCGACGAGCGUGCAUGUUGAGAGAUUGGGGGCGCAGUGAGAUACAGAGUAGGAAAGCCUGAAGAGGGAUAAAUGUGGAGUCGAUGGUACAUGGUGUGAAGGUGUCGAUUGUGAUUUUUUGUGGAUUAUGACGAACAAUGAG
Messenger RNA from Mollisia scopiformis, 1904 nucleotides. RefSeq names its product general substrate transporter. Gene Ontology annotation, cellular component: membrane. Gene Ontology annotation, molecular function: carbohydrate:proton symporter activity. The record is from RefSeq and is a predicted model, not a curated record. Bases 234 to 1802 code for a protein of 522 amino acids. The transcript is spliced from 7 exons. Gene Ontology annotation, biological process: transmembrane transport; carbohydrate transport. NCBI's taxonomy places the organism in Eukaryota, Fungi, Ascomycota, Leotiomycetes, Helotiales, Mollisiaceae.